Athalia rosae (coleseed sawfly) is the source of this 905-nucleotide messenger RNA. RefSeq lists its product as uncharacterized. The transcript is spliced from 5 exons. The record is from RefSeq and is a predicted model, not a curated record. Lineage: Eukaryota; Metazoa; Arthropoda; Insecta; Hymenoptera; Athaliidae. Bases 95 to 766 code for a protein of 223 amino acids.
CUAGUUCAUUAGUCGCGUUGUUUUCUCGCGAAUAAAGACUAUAAUUCAUUACAGUUGAGGGGAAAAAAAAAAAAAAUUCGAGACAAGUUCCACCAUGAGGGUGUUAUUCGAAAUGCUUUUUAUCGCCGGUACGAUUUUCGCCGGUGCAGUCGUGGUGGCUUAUCCUAAUCCUCGUUACGGCCGGAGUUACCGAUCCGGCGGUGCAGCUGGCUGGCCAAAACCGACGAAAAAUUAUAACGCCGAAUACAUACAUCCCACCCUGGUAUCCGACGAGGAAAAGUCUAAUGACGAUGUGUUUGGUCAUCUCAGUUUACCGAAUGACGAUGAUACUGGAAACUACAUGGGAUCACUUGAGGUGGAGCUGAUUCCAAUGGAAUCUUCGAAUUAUGAUGAAAAUAAACUUGAAAGUGACGACGAAGCUGUAUACUACGAGGACGAAAGCGACUACAAUUCACUGUACGAUAAGGAUGAUCUCAAAGAGAGGUUCGGUGACUUAUUCGGUUCGUCGGAAGAGGAUGACCGAGAAAAAGAGGAUUUUUCAUUGCAAGAAAUCCACAGCCUUGAGGAUAAAAACGACAGCACGGACGAAUAUUUCGAUUAUCUUUCGGAGGAGAGGACUGGAGAUUAUUCAAAAGGUGCGCGCGAUGCAAGUUUCCCCUUGGUAAAUAAACCCAGCCCCCGCACUUGCGAUUUCAUUUGCUCAUUACGUGAAAAUUCGGACGAAAGAACGCUGACAGUCGAUGAUUACAUCUGUCAUUGUUUCUAGGAAAUCGUCGAUUCACGAAGUGAAACCGAUCCGUAGAUAUUUUCGAUCGAUCGUGCGGCCCUCGUCUAUCGCCUGCUUCGUUCAUCUGUAAAUUAUUCACAUGAAGAUUGAAAUAAAUGAGAUACUGAUUUCUACAUAA